AUGCCCUUACUGAAACGUAAACCCGUCAUCCUCGCCCCUCUUCCCCCCUUAUCAGCUGUCCUUACUCCCAUUCCUCAACAAUCCUCUGAUCCAGCAGCAGUCAAGGAAAUCGCACUUCCACUAGAUGGUAAAGACGAUGAAGAGCAAUUGGAUAUACUCCUAUCAGUCUUUCGAGGAGGUAUGAAUGGAGUUCAACCGGCCUCCUCCUCCACCUCUGCUUCUGCACAAGGUGUAAAUGGCACGAGCGGAAAAGGUAAAAAGGGUAGAGCGAGUCUGGCCAAUGGGAAGAAUGAUGAAGAAGCUCAGAACGGCGGUCAUAAAUUUGGACCAUUUUGGAAAUCAUCAGAUAAAGAAUGUUGGUAUAUACCUGAGACAGGAGAGAUAUUCACAGAUUAUGAAUCCUUCUGCGCGAGGAGAGCGUUCUAUGCUCAACCUAUAUUUCAAUGCGAGGUCUCUGGCAAAUCAUCUCUGAGCUACUUUACAGCCCUCCAAUCCGAGCAGAAGGAAGUUCGUCAACUGCAUUCGAGAUUUCCUAGACAGUUGAAGAAAGCGGUAUUGAGCGCUGUGCAAUUCCAAAUAGAGGGUAAAUUAGAUACUUUGGCAGAUAAGAUAUUUGAGAGAUUCCACGAUAGGUUCUUCGAUGAGGAGAAGGUAUUCGUAGAUGUAGAUGGGGACAAAUAUCUGGCACGAAUAGUCAAGACUUUCCCACCUCGAUCAUUAGCCACCACCUCUUCCUCUUCAUCACCUUUCAAACCUGCUCAACCUAUCUUACAUCCCUACGCGACUGAUCUGUCAUUACCUUUAGAAGAAGUGAACGAGAAGGAUGACCCGUCCAAGUACUUUUAUAACGUCAGAUUGAUCGAGGAAGGGUAUCCUGAAGGGAUCGCAGCUGAAUAUGCCAGUGCAAAUGGACAGAGUAAUGGGCCCGAUGACGAGGAGGAGGAUGGGAAGGGGGAGAAAUGGAUGGGAAGUACGAUGGAAGUUCAGUGUGAUAAGAUUAGCCGAGAUCGAAUCAACUUCUCACGGGCAAUGUUGAAACGGUUCAUCCGAGAUUGCGUCGUACGAGAUACAGCAGUGUAUUCACCAUGGACGGUCAAACCCUCCGUCGCAGCGAGGUAUGGUAUACCGACCGAGAUGACCGAGGAGAUCCGUCAGGGUAUAUUGAAUUACAAGGAAAGGCAGAUGGACAAGAGAAAGAGAGAGAGGGAAGAAAGGUUGGGGUUGAACAACCCUGCACCUGCUGGAGAUGCGGAUGAACCAAAGACGAAAAAACAGAAGAAAGAGGAAGAAAAGAAAUCUCGUGAAGAGGAGAGAUUGAGGGAGAAGGAAGCUAAGGAAAGGGAAAGGGAGGAGGAAGAGAGAAAGAAGAAGAAGGCUUUGAAAUAUCCUGCUGAAGACUACCUCGUAGAAUGGUCAGAAGAGAAAGAUAAACCGGCUGGUAGGAUUGAGGUUCGACCUCAAUUACAGACGCUCUUACCGUUUGGUGAUCAAUUUGAGAAGCUGUUGAUGACUUGGAGUUUCCUGAACGUCAUGGGGAAACCCCUUGGAUUGUCGCCAUUCAGUCUUGAAGAUUACGAACGCUCAUUAUAUCACAGCGACAUUUACCAGGGUCCAGCACCUCUGAUGACUGAGAUACAUUCUGUUCUUCUCAAUGCGCUAGUAGCGGAUCUUUCAGCAGGACAUGAACCGGUUAAGACAUUGAGCAGUUAUGGUAAAGAACCAGACAACGAUACGGAUUAUUGGGAAGGUAAAAAGGGAGCUACGACCGAAACUCUCACUCCCGUAGUCCUCCCUUUGGCUGAGUCGUGGAAGAGUAAAGUCUUGUCCGUCAAGGAAGGUAGGAAGGGAUGGGAAGGAAGUUUGAUUGGAUGUUUGUGGGAAAGAGCAACUCUGGAAGAAUUACCUAAUUACUUGGAUAACAUCUUGCAUCUCACUUACGAAGAUAAACCUGCACCCACUAGGCCUACUUGGUCGACUGGUCCUUCCACCUCCGCAACGAAUGGAACCAACGGUUUGAUACUGGCUAAACCCGAGAAGAGAUAUAACUCUUUACACCAUAGUCAUAAGUUGGAUAUCAUCGCUUUCUUAAUUGAGUUGGUCAACCAGACGGAACAGAUUAGGGAAUUCAUGGAGGAGUCGACGUUCAAGUUGACAGAGGUGAGGAAAGAUCAAGUGGAAGUGAAGAGGGAGUUGAGGCGAGUUCAAGCAGAGAGAGAAGCACUCGAGCCCAAAGAGAAACCGAAGGAAGAAGGCGAAGAGAAUGGCGAUGUAUCGAUGGAAGUUAAAAACGAAGGAACCGAUUCACCGGACGUAUCGAUGAAUGGGCAUACCAACGGACAUAUCAGUAUCAGUCAUGAUCGGGAUGAGUUGGAAGAUUCGUCUUCAAUUCAAGAUGAUAUAUCUGACGUGGAAUCGGAUCAUAAGGAUUUAUCUGCGAUUGGUGCAUCUAGGCGUAAAGCGAUGAAAGAAAAGGCAUUGGAGAGAGAGGCAGAAUCGAAUUUACGAAAUCAGAAAUUGGCCAAAGAGAGGGAAGAGUUGAGAAUCAAAAAAUUGGAAGGUAAACAUAUUGCCAACGAGAAAAAGAGAUUGAUAGAGGAGGAAGAGGCGAUUAAUCUAAAGUUGAAACAUCUAGAAUACGAUUUCAGAAGAUGGAUAUAUACACUUCGAUCUAAACCUUUAGGAUACGAUAGGUUUGGAAACAAGUAUUGGUGGAUGGAUGGGUUGGGUUCAUCCCAGAUUUUCAAUAGUGACGGGAAAGUGAAUCUCGGCACGGGAAGGUUGUUCGUUCAGGGUGUUGAUCUCGAAGAAGAAGACAUACUGAGGAAUUUGGCGAUGAACGUAGUUGAAGAAGAGGUAACUAAAGAAUAUGUAGAUGAGAGGAGAAAUAAAGAAGAAGGUGGCAAGUUGGAUGCUGGACAGUGGGCUAUAUAUGAUUAUCCCGAACAGUUGCAAGAAUUGAUGAACUGGCUUAAUCCGAGAGGAACUAGGGAGAACCAAUUGUUGAAGCAGUUGAAAAUGUGGCAAUAUGAGAUAGAAUUAGGUAUGAAGAGAAGGAGGACAUUGAAUGGAUUGGACGCUCCAGCUGAUGGGGAUGAGAACACCCGUAAAUUGCGACCUAGUAGGAAAGUCAACCAGGGUGAUGAUGAAAAGGAAGGAUAUAUGAAUUGGAAGAACAAAAGAUCGUUGGAAAGUAAGGUAUAG
Molecule: messenger RNA, 3201 nt
Organism: Kwoniella botswanensis
Lineage: Eukaryota; Fungi; Basidiomycota; Tremellomycetes; Tremellales; Cryptococcaceae
Exons: 12
Coding region: 1-3201 (1066 amino acids)
Biological process (GO): subtelomeric heterochromatin formation
Cellular component (GO): nucleus
Source: RefSeq, a predicted model, not a curated record